Molecule: messenger RNA, 2307 nt
Organism: Brassica rapa (field mustard)
Lineage: Eukaryota; Viridiplantae; Streptophyta; Magnoliopsida; Brassicales; Brassicaceae
Product: CASP-like protein 1F1
Source: RefSeq, a predicted model, not a curated record
CCGUUCCAUUAAGAGCAUCUCCAAUGUAAUUCUCCAUUUUUUUCUUCAAAAUGGAGUAAAUAUAAAAAUGAAGUAAAAAUGCUCCAACCCUACUCUAUUUUUCACUCCAUAAUGGAGUGAUGAACAAACAAAAAAUAGUUUAUUCCAUAAAUGAAGUAAACUCUAUUAUGAAGUGAGAUUUAGAGUUGGGUUGGAGCAAUCCUUACUCUAUUUUCACUUUUACUCUAUUUUAGAGGAAAAAAUUAAGUGGGGUUGGAAAUGCCCUAAGAUAGACUUUUUAGAACAAAGGGAUUAAUAUUUUGGCAAUGUAUAGUUAAUGUUGAAAAGUUGUAUACUUUUAAGAAACAUUAAUUGAAAAUAUUUGAAUUGGUUGAAUAUUAUUGGUUGAUAUUUAUUGAAAAAUGUAUAGUAAAAUAAAUAAUAAAUUCAAUUGUAAGAAAUUAAUUGUAAAAAUUAAUUAUAAGAAAUUAAUUGUUUCCUUAAUAUGCGUGAAUACUCUAGAAAAUCCUUCUUUCGGGAACAGAUGGAGUACUAUAAAACAUGUAUAAGUUAUAUGCAUGCAUGUUUUUCUCAACAAAAAAAAAGGGUAGAUGCGUGCAGUUUUUCUUGUGUUCGAUCCUUUAGCUGCUUAUUUGAUUCGAAAAAACUUCAUCAUCCUUCUCAUGACUAAUGAAAAUGUUGCUGAGUUGAAAGACUAGUCCACCAGCGUCAUAUAUAGGCUGCUCCUUUGAUUUUAUAUGUUCUUCUUCUGUGCCUAGACUGAUUCUCUGACAAAUCAGCUCUGUGCUUGCUAUCAAACUUUCUUUCUCAGGAUGAUUAACUAUCUUUAACUCUAUAAAUGAAUGUUUAGAUCAGAAAAAUAAAGAGAAAUUACACAAUUCCUAUCAACCUCACGUAUUAAUUUUUAUUUUUCUCACAUGUUAAAUUUAAGGUGUUUAACAAAAGCAUCUGAUAAAAAUCAAAUUGCUGAAGAAUAAUAAAAAAUCAAAUAUUUUACCAGAAAAACAUAUUACACAAUUUGAUCUAAAUAAAUUUACAAAGAUUAGUUAUUACUAAUCAAAUUUGUUAUAAAUAAUAAAAUAUGUUACAUUUUAUGAAAUAUCAACAAAUAGGUAACAAAAAUUUGAAUUAUGUCCUUAUUUGGAUGGCCCAAGGAUUUUAUUUUUAGCUUCUAAAAAGAAUUUGUGAUCUUAGUUGUUUUCUUCACCAAAUCUGAUCUUAAUUGUUGUUAAUUAUCCAUAAGACCAACUACUAUUAAAAAUCAAGUCUGUAAACAAAGAUGUGUUACUAAAUGUAUUCAAACAGAAAGUGCCCAUCUGUUUAGACAGAGGAUUCGAUCAUCCAACCUCCUCAAAUAUCUUGUUUCGCAAUCUCACCCACAUGCUAUUUUCCUUUAAAUUAUCUGCCUCUGUCGAUCUCUUCUUUUCCAACCCACUUUCUCUUCUCCUUCUCUUGUCUUCGUUGAAUUUUGGGAUCUUACACCGCAGCAAAUAACAACACCGCCAACUAUAUAUUUGUCUUAUUUGUCCUUUUGGUUUUGAUCUUUGUAACAAUCAAUAAGGAAAGUAAAAAGCUUGAAUCUGACUAAUAAUGGGAGACAAUGGAGGGAAAAGAACGCCGUCAAUGAAUCUUGCGGUUCAAGUGUCGAUGAGAGUGUUAGUCAUUGGCACCGCAUUGGCCUCCAUGGGGCUCAUGAUUACUAACCAUGAAGUUGCCUCUGUUUAUGGCAUUGCUUUUGAGGCUAAAUACAGCGACUCAUCAGCCUUUAGGUAUUUGGUGUACGCGGAUAUAGCUAUCUCCGCCUUGACAUUGUUCACGCUCGUAUGGGCUUGUUUAGCUGUCCGUAACCGAGGACUUGUUUUUGCACUCUUCUUUUUUGAUUUGCUUGCGACGUUGACAGCGAUGUCAGCUUUCUCUGCGGCCACAUCGGAGGGUUACAUUGGAAAGUACGGUAACACACACGCCGGUUGGCUUCCGAUCUGCGGUUAUGUACAUGGUUACUGCAAUCGUGGGACUCUCUCACUCGCUUUUUCCUUUGCCUCUUUUCUCCUCUUGUUCAUCCUUACUGUCCUAACUGCCUCCGCUGCUCGUCAUCACUGAAACUAUUUUCUUUACAUUUUAUAUUAUACAAUUUCUAAUAUUCUUAAGAUUCUUCAAUCUUUUUUAUAUACUUAGAUUUUCUAAGAUGAAUGAUUACAUAAAGAAAUUGUAUUGAGUUGAGUCCGUGUAUUAUUCCGUUAACUAUUUGUUUUUAUUUUAUUUUACUUUACUGAUACUCUACUCCUAAUAUAAGUUUUUUUAGAUAAA